Molecule: messenger RNA, 3711 nt
Organism: Ectocarpus siliculosus
Lineage: Eukaryota; Phaeophyceae; Ectocarpales; Ectocarpaceae
Source: the annotation of a GenBank genome assembly
AUGCCCUCUAUGCUCGGUAUGCUGCAGAACGCGCAGGACCAGGCGGCCUCACCACCUGUAUCUCCCCGCAACUCCCGUUGUCCCGGCGGCGGCAGCCUUUUUGUGGGGAAGGGUGAUGGCGAGUCUUCCGCCGCUGCUGCGAUCUCUGAUGGAGAUUCCACUGGUGGAAACGAUCUAGCUGGUCACAAACACACCUCAAGGCGCAUGGGCUUGGUGGGCCUUGGUGGGGGCAGGGAGGCGUCACGAAAAAACCCGACGCCCGUACCGGCCGCGGCGGUGAACAAAGGAAGGGAGCGGUCGCCUUUGGCGUCGCUGCCCAUCAACCGGACGCCUACCGUCGACCACGAAGAAGCGCCAAGGCUGGUCGGCACUAUACGGCGACUAAGGCAAAACUCCGUGCGGAUCAUCCAGCGGUUGCCGGGACCCAAGCUGCUCAUGCAGGUCCUCGAGGGAGAAAUCGACCCGAAGAACGUGCGGCUCACGACUCAGUCCGAGCCGGUCAUCCUGAUGGAAGUGAUGCCGGCGGCCCUCGUGAUCUCCCUGCUGGCCUUAACCUACCUCGUCUUCACCAGCAGUGUGUUGAUCAUCGUGUGGUUCCACCUCCGCGGGACCACGACCCUCGCCAUGGGUCCCGGGUCAGGGGAGGGGGCGGCGGAGCUCUGCGUCAGGAGUCCAUCUUCGACGGCCACCGUUACCACCAGCGGGGGGGAAACAGAUGUUUUCAUCAUCGGGGCUGACGGUCCCGACCCGUACUCCCCGUCCGCCGCGGGAUGCACGGUGUUUUCGCCGGGCUUGUCGGAGCUGUCCCUCGAUUCACCCCUUCUAUCAUCAUCAUCGCCAACCUCGUCCUCCUUGACGGAUGCUGAGGAGCGGUACGGGGCCGUGUUCUCCGGCCAGUUUUCGGGAAUGACGGACCUUUUCGGGAUCGUGUCUCUGCACGUAUCAUUUGCCGACACCGAGGUACAAGAGUCUCUGCCCGACCCGGCCCCGGUGGACAUCGCGUUGGAGGCGUGCGUGGCAGGGGUGGCUGCGGCGGUAGGCGAGAGCAGUAGCCAGGCGGACCUAGAAUGGGGCACCUGCGAGGAAGGCUGGCUGCCCGUGUUGUUCCAGGAGAACAUCUCCGCUCGAGUUCGCAGCCUUCCUGAAAACCGAGGGUACACCCUGUUCAACUUCUACCAGAACCAGGACACCAUCUGGGGGCAAGCCCUCGUUCGCCAGUAUCGGGUCCAGGUUGGCUUUGUUUCCACCACCGCCAGCUCUAGCAGCACCGGCGGGAGCAGCGGCAGCGCCGAGGAGUCUUUCAGCUGGGUGAGCGAGGCUAAGUGGUCCCUUGAGUACGAAACCGGAGCGACGACGGAGUGGGCGAAGAGUGUUCUCGCAGUUGUGCUGAUGUGCUGGGUGCCCGUGUGGCUAGCGUGGUGCUGGACUGUUUUCUACAAGACUUCGGAGAAAGGGUUCAAGAACGCCUUGCAUGAGCGGAAAUGGCUGGCUUCCCUCGGUCUGUCGGUGGUAUUCUACCUAAACCCCAUCAAGGUGGUCGGCAACUUUGCCUUCCCCGAGUCUGCUUCAUGGGGACUAGCCAGCGAGAUGUGUUUCAGCGUCGCCGUGGUUAUGUUUCUGGUGGUGGGUCUCUGUAUCGCCGGCGGGGUGAGCAGGGACUGGGUGGGCGGAGGGCUCCUCGGCUUCUAUGUCCCCAAGGCGGCCGCCGCGCGCAUCUUGAUGGUGAGGGUGUGGGUGGUGUGGAUAUUGUUCUGCAUGUACACCUCGGGCCGCCUCUUGAGGAAGCUCCCCUACGUGCCGAACCGAUUCCGGCAGCUUUCUUACAGGUUCUUCGGUCUCCAGGCUAUUUUGCUGGGUGUCGUGUACGUGAUGUUCGCACUAUGGCGGCUAGUCGACACCCUCAACGAUGACGUGGGUGGAAAAACCCUCGCCGCUCAACUCUUGCUCUCGGUCAAGGCCAGACAGGACCACCUCGCAACGGUAUCGAUCUUGUGUGCUUACACCCUGCAGCUGUUUGUGCUCUUCCUGCCCUCGUCAUUGAAAGAGUCCAAGUUCCUCAGGAAUAUCGCGGUGCGCUUCGUCUACUUCGAAGAGCACCUGCCGAUCGCCAUGCGGAAGAGCAGGGGGCGGGGAGUUCACGGCCGCGCCCGCGGGGGUCAGGCGAGAGACGAAGAUCCCAUCUUCCAGGGCACAGCCUUGAACCGCGGGGAACACCCGAAAACAUCCCCGGGGGACGUCGGGAAGGAGGACGAGGAAGAGAAACCUAUGUUCUGCGUAGAGACGGCCGCGUGGUUUUUGCAGUCGGAGUUUAACUUGGAUCGUAUGAUGCCGACGGGCCGAGAGCACGAGGCGACGAAGGUGACAGAAGAAGAUAUCGACGUCCAGGCCGCAGAGUCGCUGCACGGCGUCGUGGCGCACAUAGCCUUUGCGAGAAAAGAGGCAGAAGAGGGGUACGGCGACGUUUUCGAAGAACACAAAGCACCCGCGGGAGGAACACAAAUCGCCCCGUCUCCUGCCGUCGUUGCGGGCAUAGGCGGUGUACCCCCAUCCUCCCUACUGUCUUCGCCCCACGUCGCCGAACCCCCCCCUGCUGAUGCUGGUGCUGGUGCUGGUGCUUCUGAAGGACGUGAACGUGUCGGUGUUGGGCCUAGCGGAGGUGGCGGAGGUGCCGGCGAAGAAGGGGGAGUCGCCAACAGGUCUCCUCCGUCUCCGUUUCCCUCUCCGUCCGCCCCCUGCCCAAUAGGCUCCCCGCGCAGAGGGUUAAUAGCGAGCGUGGGGAAUGUCGCCCCUCUGCGGCUUAUGGGUAGCAACUCCGUGUCGCUGGUGAGCGACGUCGAGGACGGGGAGGGAGAAUGGCUCCCUCGAGGGAGCGCCGCCGGCGCAGCCGCCGCCGAUCAAGGGGGGGGUAGCAUCAGCGGGGGGGGAACAAGGUCCAUGUGCACCGAGAGCUUUGAAGGAGGAGUAGAGCUGCUUGGAGGGGUAGGCGGCCCGGGGGAAGCCCAGGGUGGUCGCGGCAGUUCUUCGCGCUCGCACAGGGGACAGUCGGGAUCAUUUGACCAUGCGGCGACAGUACAGGCCGGAGGUGGAGAAGAUGCCGCACGCUCGAGGAACGGGGGGGGGCGGGGAGCGGGGGGAAAGACGGCGUGUAACAUGGGUGGAUCACCGGGCGCGAUGGAAGGUCCGGGUCCUAAAUUCGUUGGACCAAAGGAAGACUUGGUGCGAGGCGAGAAUACGGGGUGUAACAUGGUGAGGGAGGCGGCCAGGCGGGGGGUUGAGGCCGUGGACAAGGCCGUCGACGCGACGGGCAUCAACCGCAUCCCCUUCCUGAAACAGUGCCUUUGGGGACAGGUGCACACGGGCUUCUGGAGCGCCUACGAGUGUGUGCGGGGAGAACUCCACGCUUGCGUUCGCGAGACAUUAAUCGACUGGAUACUCAGCCAGGACAACCCUACAGACAUCAAGAUCUACGUGACGGGGCACUCCAUGGGCGGCGCCUUGGCGACGCACAGCGCGAUGGACCUCAAGCUGUUCACUAUCGACAAGAUACAGGCCCGCCUCGGAAAUUUCAUGCGCAUGCGGCAGACGUUGAUGACGGUGGCGGGUUGUCUCCCCACCGUAGCCAGCAGCAGCCGCGUGAUGGUAAUAACCCCGAGGACACUGCACGCGAGAAUGGCCCUGGUGGUGGUAGCAGAGGCGGGCGGACGGAUAUAA